AUGGCCUGGUCUGCGCAGUUCACGGAUCAGCUGUGCUGGCGUCUCAAAGCCUUAGGGGCACCAAAGGUCCUGCUAUUUGCUGUUCUCCUGACGACUUGGACUGUCUUUGAUUCAAAGAGCUGGCAGGAUGAAACCCGAUUCCGCUUUGUUGAAAUGUUCGCUGGACAAGCUGAAGUUACCCGUAUGUUUCGCUACGCCUCCAUGCCUGCAGCACGACUUGAUUUGAAUUAUAUGGAAGCUCAACCAGAUCGCAUGAACCCCAUGGACUUACUCAGUGAUGCUGGCAUGGUGACAGCAUUGGCUGUGAUGCUACGGGGGGAUUCAUUGGAAGGAUGGCGGGACUUCCUUCGAAUGCUGAGCAACCAUGGUGGUCCACAUUGUGUACACAAAACUACCUGGUAUAUGUUGCACUAUGGUGGUGCGUCACCCAAGCCUUUGUUUGGGUUCAGCAACUCCAAACACGUUGGAAAGCUGAACCAGGGAAGGUUACAGGGUUGGGCCACCAAAAAAAAAUCUCUCAAGGAGAAAGGAACACACAAAGACCUUGUCAUCAAGUAUGUGGAUUCUAAUGGCAGAAAACGAUGGAAAGGAAGCCCGGAUCUACGUAGCUCUGAGAGUUACCCUCCGAAAUUCGGCUUGAAACUGGUCGAGCUAUUCCAUGACCUCAUCAAUGAUAAGUCGGGAAUGCCUGAACUACCAUCUUCUCCGUUGCCCUCGUCGGAGGAAACAUUCCGUUCGAUGGACUUUGACGAUGUUUGGACCGAAGCCAGCAUGGUGUCAGUAUGUCACUACUUGAGGGCUGGGUGUCAUUUGAGGAUCCCUGAAAAAUUUAGAGACCUUUUGCCCAAGAAACUUUGA
This is a messenger RNA of Cladocopium goreaui, 858 nucleotides long. Lineage: Eukaryota; Dinophyceae; Suessiales; Symbiodiniaceae. The record is from the annotation of a GenBank genome assembly.